AUGGCGAUGGAGUACGAUGAAUACGAUUACGAUGCCUACGAGGAGGACGACAAUACCAUUACCCCCGAAGAUUGCUGGACUGUAAUCUCCUCCUUCUUCGAGUCCAAGGGUCUGGUGUCGCAACAAGUCGAUUCGUUCGACGAAUUUACCACCUCGACCGUGCAAGAACUCAUCGAUGAAUACUCGCAAAUCACACUCGACCAACCGAAUCCUGCGUCCGACGACGAUAGGGUGAUUGCCCUCCGACGAUAUGAGGUCAAGUUCGGCACCGUCAUGGUCUCGCGACCCUCCAUCACCGAAGCCGACGGAAAGGUCUCCACGCUCCUUCCCUACGAGUGCCGCGACCGAAAUCUUACCUAUGCGAGUCCUCUCUACGUUCGGAUAACCAAGAAAGUCUCCGUCGCCGUCGAAAAUCAGAUUCCACUCAACGAACUGGAUGAGGAGCAACAAGAGGAGAUGGCACGGACUGGCGAACAUCCAACUCGCUUGGAAUGGGAGGAAGAGGAGAGUGGCGAUGACCCGGCCGCCGAUAAAGAGAAGCCGGAGGAUAUGAAGGACAUGAUCUUCAUCGGCCGGCUGCCCAUCAUGGUCAAGUCCAAGAUCUGCCACUUGAGUCGUGAAUCCGAAAACGACCUCUUCAUGCUCAACGAGUGCCCUUACGACCAGGGCGGGUACUUCAUCAUCAACGGUAGCGAGAAGGUCCUCAUCGCACAGGAACGGUCGGCUGCCAACAUCGUCCAGGUCUUCAAGAAGGCCCAGCCCAGCCCCUACUCGUAUACCGCCGAGAUCCGCAGCGCUCUCGAGAAGGGCUCUCGUCUUAUUUCGAGCCUGAUGCUCAAGCUUCACGGCAAGGGCGGAUUCUCCCGAGGAAGCGUCGGCCAGACUAUUCACUGUACGCUACCCUACGUCAAGGUCGACAUUCCGAUCGGCAUCGUCUUCCGUGCCUUGGGCAUCGUUUCCGAUGAGGAUAUUCUCAAUCACAUCUGCUACGACAGAAACGACACGCAGAUGCUCGAAAUGCUUCGACCCUGUAUAGAGGAGGCCUUCAUCGUGCAAGAUAGGAACGUUGCACUUGAUUGGAUCGGAAAGCGAGGCAAUGCCAACCAUACCAUGACAAGGGAGAAGCGUGUGCGAAGUGCGAAGGAUAUCUUGCAGAAGGAGACGCUGCCGCACAUUUCGCAGAGCGAGGGAAGUGAGACCAGGAAGGCCUUCUUCCUAGGUUACAUGACACACAAGCUGCUUCAAUGCGCCUUGGGGAGACGCGACACGGACGACCGGGAUCACUUCGGCAAGAAGCGUUUGGAUCUAGCAGGUCCCCUUUUGGCCAAGCUCUUCCGCAACAUUGUCCGUCGCAUGAACCAGGAGCUGUCCGGCUAUCUCAAGCGAUGCGUCGAGUCCAACAGACAGUUUAGCUUGACUCUUGGCAUCAAGCCACAGACUCUAUCCAACGGCCUCAAGUACUCGCUGGCCACGGGCAAUUGGGGAGACCAGAAGAAGGCCAUGAGCUCUACGGCCGGCGUGUCCCAGGUGCUCAACAGGUAUACAUUUGCAUCCACACUCUCCCACUUGCGGCGUACCAACACGCCGAUCGGGCGAGAUGGCAAGCUCGCGAAACCGCGGCAGCUGCAUAACACCCACUGGGGACUGGUAUGUCCUGCCGAGACGCCAGAAGGACAGGCCUGCGGUCUCGUCAAGAACUUGUCUCUUAUGUGCUACGUCAGUGUCGGCACACCAGCGGAACCUAUCAUCGACUACAUGAUCCAGCGCGGUAUGGAGGUAUUGGAGGAAUACGAGCCACUGAGGUAUCCGAACGCGACAAAGGUGUUCCUGAACGGCGUCUGGGUCGGUGUCCAUCAGGACCCCAGGGUGCUCGUGCCCGACGUCCAGGGCACUCGUCGACGCAAUGUCAUUUCACACGAAGUUUCUUUGGUUCGCGAUAUAAGAGAUCGCGAGUUCAAGAUCUUCUCGGACGCCGGACGUGUCAUGCGGCCGGUCUUCGUCGUCGAGCAAACCCCCCACGGCACCGUUCCCCAAGGCUCCCUUGUUCUGCAGAAAUCCUUGGUCAAUGAGAUGCGAGAGCAGCAGGAGAACCCGCCUGAUGACCCGUCGCAGAAAAUCACCUGGCAGACGCUGGCUCAUAGUGGUGUCAUCGAGUAUCUCGACGCCGAAGAAGAAGAGACGGCUAUGAUUUGUAUGACGCCGGAAGACUUGGAGCUUUACCGACUGCGCAAGGCAGGCCACGACGUCGACGAGGAUACGGGCGACGGUCCCAACAGCCGUCUGCGGACCAAGAUUGCGAGGACGACGCACAUGUAUACGCAUUGCGAAAUCCAUCCCAGCAUGAUCCUGGGUAUUUGCGCCAGCAUCAUUCCUUUCCCGGAUCAUAAUCAGUCUCCUCGUAACACGUACCAAUCCGCAAUGGGCAAGCAAGCCAUGGGCUUUUUCCUCACGAACUACUCCCGGAGAAUGGACACGAUGGCCAAUAUUCUGUACUACCCGCAAAAGCCUUUGGCCACGACGAGAUCCAUGGAGUUCCUCAAGUUCCGAGAGCUUCCUGCUGGUCAAAAUGCUAUCGUCGCUAUCGCGUGUUACUCAGGUUACAACCAGGAAGACUCGGUUAUUAUGAACCAGAGCAGUAUCGAUCGUGGCCUUUUCCGCAGCUUAUUCUUUCGAUCCUAUACCGAUUGCGAAAAGCGCGUGGGCAUCAACCUUGUCGAGCAGUUUGAGAAGCCGUUCAGAAAUGACACGCUGCGUCUCAAGCACGGCACGUACGACAAACUUGACGAUGACGGCAUCGUCGCGCCUGGUGUGCGCGUUUCCGGCGAGGACAUCAUCAUCGGCAAGACUUCGCCGAUCAACCCCGAUAACCAGGAGUUGGGCCAGCGCACGACGCAGCACGUCAAGCGUGAUGCGUCGACCCCACUGCGAAGCACGGAGAACGGCAUCGUGGACUCGGUUAUUCUGACAACGAACCAGGACGGUCUGCGAUACGUCAAGGUACGUGUUCGGACCACCAAGGUCCCGCAGAUUGGCGACAAGUUCGCUUCGCGUCACGGUCAGAAAGGUACCAUCGGCGUGACGUACCGUCAGGAGGACAUGCCGUUCACUGCGGAGGGCAUUACGCCCGACAUCAUCAUCAACCCGCACGCCAUUCCGUCGCGUAUGACCAUUGCUCACUUGAUCGAGUGUCUUCUCAGCAAGGUCUCGACUCUGAAGGGCAUGGAGGGCGAUGCCACGCCGUUCACGGACGUCACGGUCGACUCGGUAUCCCAGCUGCUUCGCGACCAGGGGUACCAGUCGAGAGGGUUCGAGAUCAUGUACAACGGCUAUACGGGCAAGAAGCUGCGGGCGCAGGUCUUCUUCGGGCCGACGUACUACCAGCGCCUGCGCCACAUGGUCGACGACAAGAUCCAUGCUCGUGCCCGCGGUCCCGUGCAGAUCAUGACGAGACAGCCGGUCGAGGGUCGUGCGCGUGACGGUGGUCUCCGUUUCGGAGAGAUGGAGCGCGAUUGUAUGAUUGCGCAUGGUGCGGCUGCCUUCCUCAAGGAGAGACUUUUCGAGGUCUCGGACGCGUUCCGCGUCCACGUUUGCGAGAUUUGCGGGUUGAUGACACCCAUCGCAAACUUGUCGAAGCAGUCAUUCGAGUGCCGGCCUUGUAAAAACAAGACCAAGAUUGCCCAGAUCCACAUCCCGUACGCGGCCAAGCUUCUAUUCCAGGAGCUUCAGUCGAUGAACAUCGCGGCUCGGAUGUUCACCGACCGAUCCGGUGUGAGCAUCCGCUAG
This is a messenger RNA of Sodiomyces alkalinus F11, 3783 nucleotides long. RefSeq names its product DNA-directed RNA polymerase II subunit RPB2. The transcript is spliced from 3 exons. Gene Ontology annotation, molecular function: DNA-directed RNA polymerase activity; ribonucleoside binding; DNA binding. Bases 1 to 3783 code for a protein of 1260 amino acids. Gene Ontology annotation, biological process: DNA-templated transcription. The record is from RefSeq and is a predicted model, not a curated record. Lineage: Eukaryota; Fungi; Ascomycota; Sordariomycetes; Glomerellales; Plectosphaerellaceae. Gene Ontology annotation, cellular component: RNA polymerase II, core complex.